Molecule: messenger RNA, 880 nt
Organism: Coniophora puteana RWD-64-598 SS2
Lineage: Eukaryota; Fungi; Basidiomycota; Agaricomycetes; Boletales; Coniophoraceae
Exons: 8
Coding region: 211-726 (171 amino acids)
Source: RefSeq, a predicted model, not a curated record
UAUGCUAUAUGGAUCUUCCUUGUAGUCCAUCGCGGCGACUCCACUGCGCUCCAACAGGGAGUGUGGCCGUUGGACAUCACACCGAUCCUAACAGGGUGGUCAUCAUUCGUGACGCAGCUGUAUCUCACAUGGCGCCUUUGGCGGCUGUCUUCAAGCAAGAUAUUGCUAGGGGUUUUCUCCCUGUUGGCUGUGUGCGGUGUAUCAUUCUCGAUGUCGACUGGAAUCUACACCACCUAUGGAAAGCUGGGUAUACAACAUGACAAGGUGGCAGAGAUCGACAUUCACACUUUGGUGUCUUUAUGGCUCAUCACAACAGUUGUGACAGACGGUGGCAUAACCGGCUGUCUGAGUGUAGCUCUCUUCCGGGCGCGCACCGGAAUCAGACACACCGACCAUCUCAUCAACCAGUUUAUUCGAGGAGCGGUUCAGACGGGAGUCCUUGCUGGGAUUUUCUCUCUGAGCUGUCUGGCGGCCACUUUGUCUGGUACUCAUGCUUCCUGGCCUCUUAUGUUUGUGAUCCCGACCGGGCGCAUAUACACGACCACGUUGCUGUACUCGCUUCUCCUGAGGGAAAACCAGGAAGAGAAUCAUUCCCAAGAGGAACGCAACCGUGUGGGGACAAGCUCGACUCGUGCAAUGCAGCUUACAUCCGCUAUCGAGAUUGGUGAAUCUGAGACAUCUCCUUCCGAUAUUCUGAUGAACCACUGCAAGCCGGACAAGGCUUGAGGAACCGCUACACCUUGACAGCAGCUACCUCCUUCCCGGCGUCUCUGGAUUAAGCGUUGACGAAAUAGAUUCCGUAUCAUCGUAACAGCGCACUAUCGUAACCUGUUAUCCCCAGUUCUCAUACCAUGCCGCCGAAGUUUUGCGUACGUUUUAC